AUGACGCUAGACUCCGUAUGGACUAGCAUUAUCCACCGUCCCGCGCGUGCAGCUGCCUCAGUCCACGCGCCUCGCGUUACUCCGCCCACCAAACGACGACGUCUUUCCCCAUCCCCCGGCUCCGGUGAUAUCGAUGAUGAUUCCAGCUUGCAAAUCGCGCGCGCACGAAAUGACAAGAAACUGAAAUCGGUCUUUGAAGGCAUCUUUGAGAAGUACGGAAAGGAUUUCAGCGAUGUAGGUGAUGAAAUUGACCUGCGGACUGGUGAAAUCAUUGUGAAUAAAGGCCAUGUAUCACGCAUGGAACACGAAGAUGACACCGGACAAGUUGCCCAAAUAUCGUCGCAAAGGAAUCAAAGCCCGCGGGGUCGGUCAAUGGAUGAUACGACGAAUGCAUUCACCGACAGUGACGAUGAACUUAUACCUGAGAGUGCAGUCAUUCUCGGGUCCUUGAUUACGGGCAGAUCGGAAAAUGGGGCCGAAUCUGGGGCCGAAUCACCAGACAUAGACGAUCAUGAGAUUGAGGCUUCCUCUCGGGCGGGUGAGGUCAUAUUUCCAGAUGCAGACAACGUAACUGUAGAAGGUAAUGAAACUGCAUUUUCUACUUUGAAUUUUCCUCGCAGACAAGAUGCGGUAUACGAGGUGAUCGUCGACCCCGCUUGGCAAGUCCCAGAGAUUGAUGCCAAAUUCUGGACGCCGCCAAAAAAACAAACGCCUCCCAAGCGAAAAUUGAACAUUACAGAUACGCGCGCGCCAUCCCCCCCAUCUGCAGGGUCUAUUUGGGCAAUCCGCACGCCAGGUAGACCGCGAGGCGCAAGCUCUAAGGCACAGAAGGGUUUGAUCAAGUCUUCCCCAAUCCUUCCUUCAAAGCGAAGACGAAGAAAGCCGGCAGUACUCGAUUGGAGUUUUGCUGAGGUCAGGAGUGAUGAAAGUGAUUCCGACGAUCCAUUACAGGAAGAGGCACCUUCGUCUACCAAUCGCUCGAUCAAGAUUCGUGCCCCCAGUAGUGUGUCUAUCACGCCAACACCGAGCAAAUCGGUACUGGUCGACAUGAUCAAAACUGGUUCAAAAAAAUCGCAGCAUUUACCCACGACUAAUCAAGUUGCAUCCAAGAAUAUUGAAGAAAUUGAGUCUAUACCCGGCACUCCUGAAGUAGCCUCUUCAAGUCCACAAACCUUCGAACCUACACCAACACAAAAAAAAUACGAUAAGCAACUCAGCUCGCCUACAAAGGUCAGACCGACAGAAUUUAUUCUCACACCAGACGAGGUUAAGUUAAUUGCACAAAUGAAGCCUGAAUCUGGUGACCAUAAUUGGGGUGAUAUCAUUGAACAUCUCCCUGGAAGAACAUUAGAUGAUCUUGAGGAAUGGGAACGGCGCCAUCCAAAUCUAUUCGACGGCAAUUAUUUCACAAAUGACGGUUGGUCACUGGAAGAGUUAGAAUUGUUAGACAAAUAUGCAGAUCAAUCAGGCAUUUGGUGGAAAGAUAUCCAGGCAGCGUUGCCAAAUCGAUCCAGACAAGAAUUAGAAAACCAGAUGAUCCGAAUAUGGGUUGAGAGGGAAGCCUGCCAGAAGGAAAACGAACAAUUUAGUUCCUCCGGGCGAUCGAUUGAAAGCCGAAUUGGAUAUUCCAGGCCAUCUCAGAGCAUAUACUCCGACGAAGAUGAUCCCGCAUUGAGGACUGGCGAUGUCAUGACCACCAAGGAUCUUGAAGAUCUUCUAGAAGAGGAAGAUUUCGGAGAAGAAUGGCCAGAAAUCUCGGCGAUAGAGGUAGAGCCACGGUCAGCUGAGAACGUUGCCGGGUCUCAACGCGGCUCACCUCGAAAGGGCUCGACAUCACCACGUAAACUAUUUUGA
Molecule: messenger RNA, 1854 nt
Organism: Talaromyces proteolyticus
Lineage: Eukaryota; Fungi; Ascomycota; Eurotiomycetes; Eurotiales; Trichocomaceae
Exons: 2
Coding region: 1-1854 (617 amino acids)
Cellular component (GO): nucleus
Molecular function (GO): protein heterodimerization activity; histone binding
Source: RefSeq, a predicted model, not a curated record